This is a messenger RNA of Mirounga angustirostris (Northern elephant seal), 3028 nucleotides long. RefSeq names its product transmembrane protein 240 (gene TMEM240). Gene Ontology annotation, cellular component: synaptic membrane. The record is from RefSeq and is a predicted model, not a curated record. Lineage: Eukaryota; Metazoa; Chordata; Mammalia; Carnivora; Phocidae. The transcript has 3 exons. Bases 421 to 1473 code for a protein of 350 amino acids.
UGUGGGGCAGCCCAACUUCCUAGCAGGAUCCUGAGGUCCUGCUGCCCACGGGGACUGCUGGAAGAACGGAACCCUUCUCCCUGUGGCACCUUCUCCUGGGGCUGAGAUCGUUGUCCCCCAAGGAGUCUUACUUCCCCACGACCCCUCCUGACCCCUAGCUGUGGAAAACCUCAGGUCCCUGUGGGGAAGUGUCGGGGACUCCCGCGUGGCAGUGCUGUCUUGGGGCUGUGGAUGACAGCUUGGCUCAGGGACUUUUCCCCAGGCUCCCAGGAUCAUGGGGUAGCCUGCUGAGAACCAUGGACACUGGCCUGGGCUUCCAGGCUGCCCAGUCCCGGUGCCUGGAGCUGACCCCUAAGGGAAGUUGGGACUGAGGCUGGCCUUGCCACCACUGUGGGGCAUCCUUUGUUUUUUUGCUGGGCCAUGUGGCCAUGGCUUUGGAGUGACCUCCCUGGCAGCUCCCCAGCGGCCCUGCAGGGCCCUCCGCUAAAGGCAGGCACUUGCUGGAGGAAGCCGGGUGCCAACCAACGUGCCGGCGGCCCCGAGGCCCAGGAGGAGGGUCUAGGGACGAACCCCAGUGCCCUCUCCUGGACCGCUCGGUCUGGUCUGGACGUGGCCCCAGGGUCCAGGGGCGCUUGGCAGGCUGAACCAGGGCCGGGCCGGGCCCGAUGGGGACGAGAGCCCGCCCUGCGGCCCCCGGGGAGGGGUCCGGCCGGCAACGCGGCGCGGGGCGGGGCCCGCGGGCGGGCGGCGCGGCCCCUCCCGGGAGGCGGGCGCGGAGGGCGGGCAGGCAGCGGAGGCCGGAGCGGCGCCGAGCGCGCGGAGGGAGGAGGCCGAGGGCGGAGCGGAGCGCACUGGCGCGGCGAGCGCGGCGGCCCGGCGGCCGAGCGACCCCGGGAGCGGCGGCGUCCUCUGCCCGCCCCGCCCCGUGCCUCCUCCCCGGCGGGUGCUUGGCGGGCUGACCUCUGCGGAGGCGGCGGGGGCCCAGCAUCGGGCCGGGGCCGGGGGGGCGCCGGGGCCGGGGGGCGGCGCUCCGGCCCGGCCCGGCCCCGCCCGAUGUCCAUGAGCGCGAACACCAUGAUCUUCAUGAUUCUGGGGGCGUCGAUCGUGAUGGCCAUCGCGUGCUUGAUGGACAUGAACGCACUGCUGGACCGAUUCCACAACUACAUCCUCCCGCACCUGCGGGGCGAGGACCGCGUCUGCCACUGCAACUGUGGCCGGUACAGGGAAAUGCAGAAGGUCAAGGUGGGCAGAGCCUGCCUCGAGGGGCAUCUGGUCCAGCCCUGUCAUUGCACAGAGGAGGAACUGAGGCAAAGCUGGGUGUGGCUUGCUCAAGGUCAUUCAGAGAGCCGUGGGAGAACCCAGGCCCCCUACAUCCACUGUGUGAACGCCCCCAUUCUGUGCACGUGUAGUGACGGAGUCUUCCUGGCCAUGCAUGUUUGUACGUCCAUGUACAAAAUAAACAUGUUCUCAUGAGACGCGCAUGUGUGUACUGUCUGUGCAUAUCCAUGUGCGUACACACAGCGCACAUGCAUUCGCAUGCCCGGCAUCUCCACGGGAAGCCCUCAUGCUGGCACCAAGAGAAAGCAGAGACGCUUGGGUGGAUAGAGACUUGCCCAAGGUCACACAGCUAGUGAGGGACUGCAGGCCGAGCCCGGAAGCUGUGUUCCUCAACCCUGUCCUGUAUUUCUGCCCCAGGGACACGUGUGCACACACUGUGGGGGGGGGGGGGUGUAAGAGAGACAGGACAGUUACGUGCCAUGGCUACCGAGCAGCGUAUGGAAGCAGAACCCAGACGUUAGGGAAGGUAGGGAGGGAGUGUAAUGGCCCUCGCAUGUGCUGUCCCAAGGACCAUCGGAAGAGUUUGCUGGGGUGGGGGUGGGGGGUGCACUCUUUCCCAGAGAUCCCUGUGUUCGUUCAUGGUGCACAGAGCCCCAGACUAAGGAAGGGCACAAGGUCAGCCCCAUGGCCACCUGGGUCAGCCACGGCUAUGAGCAGGUUAAACCGGGGUGGUCCCGAGACUCUCCCGGAGGCACAUUUUACAUGUGUGUGGGCUGUUGUGUCGUGACCAGCAUGUAUGUGCCUGUGACCUCACACCAAGGACCCAUCUGGGCAGACAGGGGGUGUUUCCAACGUGUAUUUGCCCGGGAUGCGUGGACGCGUCAUCCAUAGCAUCCAGAGUCCGUGCGGACUCAGCUAGGACGCUCGCGCGCUGGGUGCCGGCUGAAGCCAGUCCUGUGUGCGCAGCUUAGCGCGUCUGGGGACGCAGAAAACCCAGAGAGCCGCCCCUGCUGCAGACGUAGAGCUUCUGGGUGCGUGUGUCCACAUCACUUCACACAGGAUACGUGGAUUCAGUGUACAACGUAUUCUUACACACCGACAACAUACAUGUGUAUGCACAGUGCACGCAUAGCACCCAGACAGCAUACGGCGACGAGUGUGCUCCGCGUGGGCACGGCGAGCGUGUCUGCAGAGAACAGUGCUGCACAGGAAGUGCGGCUCUGUCCGUGUGUGCAUGCGCCGUGUGGGGCCCGCACACGUGUACGCGUCCGGCCUGCCAUGCGGAGAACUUCACGCAGGGGACACGUGUGUAGAUGAAGGCUCCUAGUGUGCGUGCCGGCAGGCGGGGUGUGCGUUAUGGUGGGGACGGCUGGGUGCCGGGCUGAGUGCAUGUGCAUCCGCAUGCGACACGCCGCGCUCGUGCCUGGGAAGCAUGCACACGCACACACGUGGAGCUCGGGGACCUGAGUCCAUGGUAUACACGCCACGUCUUGUGCAUGCGGCCGGCGUGUAUACACAACAUGCUUCGGACCUCAGGUAGGCACAUGCAGCAUGCGUGGCCCAGGCAAGACCCGCGUAUGUACACGUCAUGAAAGUCCGUGUGCACGUUUGAGACCAGGGGCCUGACUUGGAGAAGGAGGAGCGAGCGUGAGGGCCGCGAGGAGCUGCAGGCGCCAGGCCAGGGACGGGGGCACAGGUUGUGACCUCUGACCCCCUGGAGGUCCUGAGCCGCCGGGGGCGGUUGGGGCCC